Rangifer tarandus platyrhynchus (Svalbard reindeer) is the source of this 492-nucleotide messenger RNA. NCBI's taxonomy places the organism in Eukaryota, Metazoa, Chordata, Mammalia, Artiodactyla, Cervidae. The record is from the annotation of a GenBank genome assembly.
AUGAGAGGCCCACGCACUGCGCUGGAAAGGAGCUGCUGCUCCCUGCAGCUAGAGAGAGCGCGCGUGCAGCAGAGAAGACCCAGCGCCCCGCACGCCAGAAAGGUGUCCACAGUUAGGAUCUCAUUAAAAUCAGUUUGUGUCACAGAGGACCUGAAGGACCAUGGUGGGUCCCAAAUAGAGGAAACAGGGUCGGGAUUUGCCAGCCGGGCCCUAAUAGCUCCAGCGCUGCAAGCUCGGGACGCAGCCCAGCGGCCCAGGCCCAACGGCGAGUUCGGGCGGCACGGCGGCCACCGCGCGCCCAGACUCGGCUUCGCUGCGCGCCCAGGUAGUGCCCGCUGGCGCGCGCCCGCUCACCCCGCGCCACGCCAGGGCGCCCGGCUCCUCGGGCUUCCCGAGUGGAGACGUCUUGGAGUUGGCUCGGGUUGGGACUUGGGGGUCGCUGCCUGCCCUGGAAAGUUUCGACCUGUGCUGAGACACCAGCAGUUUCAUUAG